AUGCAUGAAAGCGAUGAAUUAAGCGACUUUAUAGGCGGUGUGCCUAAUGCCCUUAUAUUACAAAAUGAAAGAUCAAAUAAUGAUCAACCUGUUCAUCCAGCGCAAAAUUUGAUUUAUGCCAGUAUUAUUGGUCUAGGAUUGUUUUUUAUCAUAAUUUUCAUAUGUAUGAUAUGGUUACGGCCGCGAAAACAGGAUGAAUCGAUAGAGAUGAAUACAUUUGUAAUAGUAUCGACAAUGACAACAGCAACAACAACAACUGUGACAACUACUAAACUUGAAUCGAUUAGUAAGUAA
Adineta ricciae is the source of this 294-nucleotide messenger RNA. NCBI's taxonomy places the organism in Eukaryota, Metazoa, Rotifera, Eurotatoria, Adinetida, Adinetidae. The record is from the annotation of a GenBank genome assembly.